Molecule: messenger RNA, 1133 nt
Organism: Culex quinquefasciatus (southern house mosquito)
Lineage: Eukaryota; Metazoa; Arthropoda; Insecta; Diptera; Culicidae
Source: RefSeq, a predicted model, not a curated record
UUAACUGGGACCCUGGGUGUUUGAUUGAUAUCAUGGGAUGUAUUUAGUUUAAAAUCUUAAAAAGUGUAACACAUUUUCCUCACAUUAGGCAUUUUAGCAAUGGAUUUUAUUGAAAAUUUACUUAGCCACAUGUCAUCAACUUUUAAUCGAGAAAGCAUAUUGCCUAAGCAGGAAGAAAUAGCAGAAGACGAAACAUUUAAAUGGAGAGCAUUGAAGAAUAACCAAUUUGCAAGCAGAUCAAAAAACUCUCAACCAAAACAUUCAAAUAUAAAUAUUUCUUCGGCACCAUUUGCAGAAGAUAUUUCUGCAUCCAAUACUAACUUCGAACGAAGUGAAGUUGUUAUUGAGAUAGCAAAUGGAAUAAGUAAUGCGGAAAUUAAAGAAGCCCUAAUCACGCAACAAUCUGCUUCAGCAGAAAAUGGAGAAAGUUCGCAUCAAAAUUAUACGUAUGGCAAAAGUGAAACCGAAAUCUAUAGAACAAUCAACUUGCAUGAUGGUGACAAAUUUGAAACCGUUUCCACGUCAAAUUUGUUCAAACACAUGUCUUCCACUUUUAAUGCCACCGGAGAAGUACAUACCAAAAACAUUAAAAGAAUAAAAUCAUACGAAAAAUCUAACAAAUUCAACGUUUGUACAGUUCGAAGAUCAAACCGGCUCAGACAAGACAGCUUAAAAAAUGAGUGUACUGAUUAUCAAGAGCAGAGUAUUAUAGAAUGUCCUGGAACUGCUGUGAAUAAUUUAAAGUUAUCUCGUAAUAGUGAAUUUCUACAUAAAACAGUUACAAGUCUCAUAGUGCCAAAACAUGAUGCCGUAAAUCAAAUCACUUUGGAAUGCAAAAACAUAAAUCUCGAUGAUGGUAAAAGUGCACCAGCUGAAUGCGCCAACAAAAAAAAAUAUUCUUCAUAUCAAACAAUCAGUAAACAGAAAACAAUAUUAAAUAUGAGUGUAAAAAAAAACUUGCUGCAUCAAACAAUGGAAUUGAAGAAUAUUUUAAUUUGAAAGGAAAACAUACGGCAAGCCACAAGCAAAACAAUCGCAAACUUAAAAGUUUGUUAAAUAAGAAAUCCGUCAGACAUAACGAUGCGGAAACGUUAAAUGUGUACUCUAAUAUCGAAAAUACAUGCCGUUUGAGA